This is a messenger RNA of Bipolaris sorokiniana ND90Pr, 666 nucleotides long. RefSeq lists its product as uncharacterized. The record is from RefSeq and is a predicted model, not a curated record. Gene Ontology annotation, cellular component: nuclear pore; nuclear pore central transport channel. Gene Ontology annotation, molecular function: phospholipid binding; structural constituent of nuclear pore. Gene Ontology annotation, biological process: RNA export from nucleus; protein import into nucleus. The transcript is spliced from 2 exons. Bases 1 to 666 code for a protein of 221 amino acids. Lineage: Eukaryota; Fungi; Ascomycota; Dothideomycetes; Pleosporales; Pleosporaceae.
AUGGAUGAAAUCAUCACGCGUUGGGCAGCAGACCUAUCAAAAUACCAGAAGGAGUUCCAGGCUCAAGCCGAGCAGGUGGCCUCAUGGGACAGAGCAUUGGUCGAGAACUCUGACAAGGUCCGACAACUGUACUCGAAGACUUUCCAGGCAGAGCGUGAUGCCGCCGAAGUUGAGAGACAGCUGACUAUGAUGGAAGAGAACCAGCAAGAACUGGACUCUUACCUCGACCGCUAUGAGAAGGAAAUUGACAACCUCAUGAAGAUGCAUGGUGUCAGCGGCAAGAACGAGAGCCUGCGAGGCCCAGACCAGGAGCGUGAGAGAACUUACAAACUCGCAGAAAAACUUCAAGACCGCCUCAACGAACUAAACAAAGAUCUCACAGAAAUGAUUGAGGAAAUAAACAGCACUUCCCAGACCCUCAGCAAGACUGGCAAACCAGACGAUCCCCUCACAAAGGUCGUCCGCGUCCUCAACACGCAGCUCUCACAGCUCCAGCUUAUCGACUCCGGUGCCUCGCAGCUCCAGGAGAAGAUUGCAAAGGCCCAGCGUGAGACGCAGCGUGUGGGUGCUAAUGGCUGGAAUGGACUGGGUUCGGACCCUUCUGCUGAUUUCAUGAACAGCAUGCGUGGAGGUAGGUCGACGCAGCGGUUUGGUGGUGUGUCGUAG